Molecule: messenger RNA, 3529 nt
Organism: Daktulosphaira vitifoliae (grape phylloxera)
Lineage: Eukaryota; Metazoa; Arthropoda; Insecta; Hemiptera; Phylloxeridae
Product: probable E3 ubiquitin-protein ligase RNF144A
Exons: 5
Coding region: 422-1861 (479 amino acids)
Biological process (GO): positive regulation of proteasomal ubiquitin-dependent protein catabolic process; ubiquitin-dependent protein catabolic process; protein polyubiquitination
Cellular component (GO): cytoplasm; ubiquitin ligase complex
Molecular function (GO): ubiquitin protein ligase activity; ubiquitin conjugating enzyme binding; zinc ion binding
Source: RefSeq, a predicted model, not a curated record
AAACUAUUCGUUUGAUAAAAACAAUGAAAAUAUGUUCUCAUUUUACUACAAUGUUAAUCAGUUUUCUUACACUCGUCUAGUUAACGUAUGAGAAGAAAUUUCAGUAUCACUUUAUCGAUUGUUUGUUCGUGAUAUUGGUGACCUACUCUGACAAUAAUCAGAAUAAUUAAUUUAAAUGCUAGUAAUUCAUUAUCUUCCUACAAGAUAAAAUGAGGUCAUCAUUUCAGUAAAAUAUCAGCACAUAUGUUUUGAAAUUUACUGAUUUUACAGAUGAAGAUUAACACAAAAAAUUCGAGCUAUAAUAUUUUUAUAAAUAAGAGUUACAAAAUGUAGUCAAAUAUAUUUUUUAAAAAAUGUCAAAUUAUCGUCCAUUGCCUCAAACUGAUCGGUCGACGGAUUGGCGGUCACGUCGACCGUUAUUAUGAAGAAGACCGCUGUUAAUUAUGAACGUACGCAUUCUUUGCAGGAUGAUGAAGAUGACAGUCAUGAGAUAAUACUUGAACGAGAUCCAUUUCGACGGCCAAAGUCCCAUCGUAUCACUGUUUUAUCAAGGCAAAAUGGAUUGGAAAAGGAACAGUUUAAAAGUGAAAUUGAUUUGCCUAAAAUAAAUCGAAAAAGUUGGCAGGGUGAAGAUCAAGUGCUUUUAAAUAAUGGAGUACCCUUAGAUGAAGAAGAUAGUACAGGAAAACUUCGCAAAUGGAGUAAAAGCAAAAUAGAUUUGGUUAUGCCAAGUUUACGUUCUUUGGUUACUUUGGCCAGAGGAAAGUCAUCUUCAACUACAUCAUUAAGUCAGCCUAGUUCAGCAGAAAGUUGGUCACAUUUAGGAAGUAUACGUGGUAGUGAUGAACCUAUUCGAAAGUACAAUACAAUGGUAACAUUAUCUAAAGUAGUGCUUAAUCGACCAAUGGGAAUUAAACCUAUUAAUCGAUUACGAGACACUGCAGUUUGUUCAAGAUGUAGCAGUGUUUUAUCACUAGCAGCUUCAUCAUCAAGGUACUCUUUAGGCUCAGCUUCAAGUUUUGUCAUACAUAAAGACCAACCAAUUGUAUUAUGUAAAGUUUGUUUGAAUGAAGUUCCUAUAAAAAACUCUUGGACACUUCAACAGUGUGAAUGCUCUUAUUGUAUUGAUUGUGCAAAAGCAUAUGUAGAAUUUGAAAUCAACCAAGGAGCAUAUAAUAUUUCUUGCCCUGAUGCUCAAUGUUCAAAACAAGGAGUAAUUCAAAUAGAAGAAAUUGAAGUUUUGGUUAGUGUAGAUGAAAUUGAAAAACAUCACAGAUACAGAUUAAAUAAAGAGGUAGAACUGGACAAAAGUCGAAUGUGGUGUCCAAAGCCCGGGUGUGAAACUGUUUGUAAUGUUGGUGAUCGUUCUCGUCCUCAUAGAGUUGCUUGUCCUACUUGUCAAACAGAUUUUUGCUCUGGAUGUCGUGCAACAUGGCACCCUGGUAAACCUUGUCCUCCACCGUCUACUCAUGAUAUGCCAACAUUUGAUUCUGAUUUGAUUAAAUGUUGUCCAAUGUGUAGUGUCCCUAUUGAAAAAGACGAAGGCUGUGCUCAAAUGUUAUGUAAACGAUGCAAACAUGUAUUUUGUUGGUAUUGUUUAGCUUCUUUAGAUGAUGAUUUUUUACUAAGACAUUAUGAUAAAGGUCCAUGCAAAAAUAAAUUAGGACAUUCAAGAGCUUCAGUUAUAUGGCAUCGAACUCAAGUUAUAGGUAUAUUUGCUGGAUUUGGAAUACUGCUUUUAGUAGCUAGUCCACUAUUGUUACUGGCUGCUCCAUGUAUAGUAUGUUGUAAAUGUCGUGUUUGUACUAGUGGAUCUAAACUAGAUGAUACUGAUGAUGAUAUUUUAGAUGAACCUAAUUGACUCGAAACUUAAAUUAUUUUUAUUCUUAAUUAUAUUGAAGAGUUGUUACAAUAUGCUGCCUAGUCAUCAAAUUCAUUAUUAUUAUUUUUUUUAAUUACAAUUUUUGUUGAACAAAUUUCAUUUUUGUACUAGUUGGGGGUAUAAAAUAUAAAGCUAAAACUAUUUCCAAUAAUCAAUCAAUUUUUGUGUAUAGUUUAUUAAUAGUACUUAAUUAUAAUAAAAACUCGUGAUUUCUCUUAAAGCUCUAAAUUAUUUAUUAAUUAACUACAGAAUAUUUUUAUUUUUAGUUAUCAAUGAAUAAUAUGAGCUAAGUAAAAAAUAAACGAAUAAAUAAGUGUUAAGAAAGAGUUCAUCUACUUAAAAUUAUCUUGAAAACUAACUUUUUAAAAUUAUUGUUGAAAAUGCCGAUCAAUUUUUUAAAAUAAUUUUUAAACAAAAUUAAUAUUAUGAACAACCCUACUUUACUAUUUUUGUAAUUAAGACUCAGAAUGUAUUAUUAUUUUUACUACAAGUAAAUUUUGUAUUUGUUAUGUGUAAAUACACAUUAAAUUAAAAUUCCAUUGUUAAACAUAAUAAAAAAACUUGUUAUUUUUAAAAGUUUAACUUUAUUAAAAUAUUUGGGGGAUAGGUAAGCAUGUUUAUGUUAGUUAAUUAACAUGUAAUCAUUACACUUUUAUAUUUGUUAAAAAUUUUAAAACUUGACCAAUAAUUAUUUCCUAAAUUUAGAUUAUAAUUAGAAAACAAAUUAUUUCAGUUACAUAAUAUCAAAUCAUAGUAAUUUUCCUAAAAACAUAUUUAUGAUAAAUUUAAAAAAAACUAACACAAAAAUGUAUAUGUCUUAUGUUCCAAUAAUAUAACUUAAUUAUUUAUUUAAAAUUUGUAGAAAUAUAUAAAUAAUAAAAUUUAAAAACCAACACAUUUAGGAAAUAAAAUUAACUUCAAAUCCAUUCCAUUCCAAUAUAUUUUGAUAAACACUGAAUAUUGAGUAUUAUACUUCAGUCCUUUAAUUUUUACAAUUUUUUAUUCAUGAUAACAUUUAUUUACAGUUAUUAAAUACAUUUUUAAUACCUAAAUAUAAAAAAAAUAUUUUGCAUUUAUAGAAUACUAUUGUUUAUUUUUCUUAAAUCUUUACCAAGAUAUUAGUUCAUAUAUAUUUUAAAUUUAUUACUCAUUUUCUGUUAGUAUGCUGUGAUAUGAAACAAAUAUUUAAUAUUAUAUUGUACUAUAAAUGUAUUAAGUAAUAUUUAUUUUGUUAACUGUAAUAACUUAAUUUAUUCUGACAUUAAAGUAACAUACAUAUUUGUUAACCAUUGCUUAAAUAAUAUUAAUAUUUUACUGUUAUUUUUUCUUGAAAAAAAAAUAUCUAAAUACUGUUAUGUGUCUAUUGACUAUUUGUACAACAAUGUAAAAAAUUGUACAAUUAAAUGUAUAAUUACCUAUUAUUAUUAUUUUUUUAUUUCUAUAUAGGAGACAAUAAGGUGAAUUGUGAUGCUGCAAUGUAACUAUUAUUGUCUAAUAUUAUUUAAAUAAUUGUUAUUAUAGAUCAUUAUCUUGUAAAGGCAAGUAUCAAGUUAAUAAAUUAAAAUUUAUAUUUCUUAAUUAUUGAAAAAUUAAAUUUAUCAAAUCAAUGUGAUUUUUUUUCGAAUGAAUAUAUUAAUUGAAAUAAUA